Messenger RNA from Blastomyces gilchristii SLH14081, 254 nucleotides. RefSeq lists its product as uncharacterized. The annotation marks the transcript as partial. The transcript has a single exon. The record is from RefSeq and is a predicted model, not a curated record. NCBI's taxonomy places the organism in Eukaryota, Fungi, Ascomycota, Eurotiomycetes, Onygenales, Ajellomycetaceae.
AUGUUUAAUCGUGGGGAACCUGCAACGACAAAUACGCAAUUGGCAUUCUUGAUGUUCUGUGAAGUGUCUCUCUCAGAGAUACAAGACGCACUUGAACAAUCCGAGCCAACCGCCUGGAUAUCUGCAGUUGCAUGUAUAUUCAAUCAAACCUUCGUGCUCGCCGAAUUUAGCCCGACACCACUCUACAAUGCAAGCCUCAUUGCCGGAAAUGAACUUUCACCUGACACUGAGAUGCGGCAAGCCCCGGAUGUCCC